Molecule: messenger RNA, 444 nt
Organism: Paramecium tetraurelia
Lineage: Eukaryota; Ciliophora; Oligohymenophorea; Peniculida; Parameciidae
Exons: 2
Molecular function (GO): protein binding
Source: RefSeq, a predicted model, not a curated record
AUGGGAGGAAUAUGUGAAGCUAAUCGAGGAUACCCGAUUGUCGAAUCAGGUCCUUUUGAGUGCAUCCUGCCUACAGAGAUCAAACCUUAUGAAAUGAAGAGUAAUCUUGUGGAGGUGCAGGAGAUGUGUGCCACCAAGAUUCAAGCCUUAUUCAGAGGGCAUUAAGUGCGAAAAAAGAAAAGAGAACUUGAAUAAUCAUAUUAUCCAGAUUCAAAGGUGGCUGUAAAAACAGAUCAGGUUCCAGAAAUAUUCCAUCAUGAAGUUUCGAAAGUGAUGUUAUAAUUAGGAGCUUUUGAUUAUUCAAAAUGCCAAUCAAUGCCUGGGGCUAAGACUUUAUGCGCUUAUUAAUUUAUUGAGAAGGGAGGGAUCUAUAUAGGUUAGUGGAAGGACCAUAAGAGGAAUGGAAAAGGAAAGCAUAUAUUCGCAGAUGGGUCAAAUUUAUGA